Messenger RNA from Gryllus bimaculatus (two-spotted cricket), 540 nucleotides. The record is from the annotation of a GenBank genome assembly. NCBI's taxonomy places the organism in Eukaryota, Metazoa, Arthropoda, Insecta, Orthoptera, Gryllidae.
GUCCGCGAGGCGCCGCUUGGAGCGACGACGCCGGCGGCAGCGCAGCUCACGCGGAAACGCCCCUGCACUCGCACGUGGAAGGCAUGGGCUGCAGCAUGCUGACGGCGGCGUUCUUCGUGGUGAGCGUCUACCUCCUCGUGCACCACCAGCACCACGCGGUGAGCGGGCACGCGCUGCCGCUGCCGCCUUCGGAGGGCGGCGCGGGGGGCGGCGCGGGGGGCGGCGCCGGGGGCGCGCUGCGGGGCCGGGCCCUCGUGCUGGGGCGACGCGCGCCGCCCGUGGCUCCGCAGCUGCUCCGCGCCCGCCUCGCAGUCGCCGACGACGCCGCCGUCCAAGGCCUCCUGGGAGACUUCGUCGUCGACGACGAGGAGCUCGGCGAGAUGAGCAAGAGGCAGUCGGACGACUACGGCCACAUGAGGUUCGGGAAGCGGGAGCCCUUCGACGACUACGGACACAUGCGGUUUGGGCGCAGCGCGGAAUAACGACGCUUCCAGUGUCAAUUUAAUGAAUUUAAAAUAAAAUAAAGUGAAAAUGCACUCA